This is a messenger RNA of Indicator indicator, 2871 nucleotides long. RefSeq names its product protein tyrosine phosphatase receptor type N (gene PTPRN). Gene Ontology annotation, cellular component: secretory granule. NCBI's taxonomy places the organism in Eukaryota, Metazoa, Chordata, Aves, Piciformes, Indicatoridae. The coding region runs from base 1 to 2871 and encodes 956 amino acids. The transcript has 23 exons. The record is from RefSeq and is a predicted model, not a curated record. Gene Ontology annotation, molecular function: protein tyrosine phosphatase activity. Gene Ontology annotation, biological process: protein dephosphorylation.
AUGGGGCGGCGGCUCCUCCGGGUGCUCCUUUGCCUCCUCCUGGCGGGCCGCGGGCUGCUGCGGGACGGCGGUGCUUCCGCCACAGCCGCGCACGGGUGCCUGUUUGACCGGAGGCUGUGCUCCCCCCAGGAGGUGUGCGUGCAGGAUGGGCUGUUUGGACAGUGCCAGGUGGGCUCCAUGCAGGACAGACCCUACUUCCAGGUCACCUCUCCUGUUCUCCAGCGCCUCCAGGAUGUCUUGCGGCAUCUCAUGGCACAAGGGCUCUCAUGGCAGGAUGGCGUUACCCAGUAUGUGAUCUCGCAGGAGAUGGAGCGCAUUCCCCGCCUCCACCCUCCACCCUCACUGGAGCCAGCAGCCAGGGACAGGUUCCAGCCCCUCCGCAGCUCCCCAUGGCGAGCCCUGCACCCGGGGGAUCCUGGCCUGCCAGCGGCUCAGCAUCUGGGGCAGCCCCCACCGCUGCUGCCCUCCCCUCUGGUGCAGCGGUACCUGGAGCACCUCCUGUUGCCCCCCACACCUCAGCUGAGCUAUGAGGAAGCUCUGCUCAACCCCUACUCAUACCACAAGUUUGGCUAUCAGGACAAUACUCACCAGCUCCCCAGCAGCUCAUCCAGGCAGAGCUCUGAGACCUCCUCACUGCUGAACCGAGUUCCCGCCCAGACCCUUUUUGGGGCUGGCCCUGUGCCCUCCUAUGGUGGGCAGCCAGGAACGGACGGGGGGCAUCUCUUCCAGGACUUGGGCAUACUUUCCCUGCCCAGAGAGAAAGCCAGCCGCCCAGACCCUGCCAGCACAAGGCUCCAGCAUGGCUCACGGCUCCCUGGUGACUACAGGGACCUGGAGGAGGGGGAGCAGCCUGCGACCCUGGCUGCCCAGCCCCCCCCUGCACAGACAGAUGCUGCCCUGAAGAGACUGUCCUCCCUUCUGACCAGCUAUGGUGUGGGACUGCCAGAGCUGAGCCCCCAGCAGCUGAGCAGCCUCUCCACCCUCCUCCAGCUGCUCCAGAGCUCUGGUGUUGCUGACCCUGAAGUGUCCCCAGCAAAACGAGUGGGUUUGCAGCAGGUUGGUGCUGGAGGAGGUGCCACGCUGCAGGUGAUGGAGGGAAACAUGCAGCAUGGAGAGGAGCCAAUAUCCCCUUCCAUCCCAGUGCUGCCCCCCCAAAUCCCAGCCAGCAGCUCCCCAGGGGACAGACUGAGGGACAGGGCAGCAUCCUCAGCAGUCCCCCAGGCCGAACCACAGCGGGGACAUGGUGGGGUUGCACUCAGCCCUGGGAAGCCAGUCAUGGUGGAGAAGAAGAGCUACACAGAGGCAAAGGAUGGUGGGGUACAGCGGGGCACACGGCCACCAGAUGAGUACGGCUACAUCAUCACAGACCAGAAGCCACUGGGGCUGGCUGCUGGCGUACGGCUGCUGGAGCUCCUUGCCAAGCACCUCCACCUCUCCACAGUCAGCUUCAUCAAUAUCAGUGUUGUGGGCCCCGCGCUCACUUUCCGCAUCCGGCAGAACCCCCAGAACCUCUCACUAGCAGAUGUGGCCAGUCAGGCUGAACAAGUGAAGGUAGAGCUGGAGGAAGAGCUGGGCCUGAAGAUUGUGCAAACAGGAGUGGGAGAGCGGAAUGAGGCUGCUGCCUACUCACGCCCAUCUCACUUUGGGGACGGCUUUCACUCGGUGUUGCUGACCUUCAUCGCCCUGGGCUGCGUGGCAGGCAUCGCCGUCGCAGCUGCCGCGGCCUUCUGCCUCCGGCGCCAUGCCAAGCAGCGGGAGAAGGAGCGCCUGGCUGCCCUGGGGCCUGAGGGUGCUGCUGACACCACCUUUGAGUACCAGGAGCUGUGCCGCCAGCACAUGGCUGCCAAGUCUCUCUUUGGCCGCACCGAGGCACCAGCUGAGACCUCGCGCGUCAGCAGCGUCUCAUCCCAGUUCAGCGAUGCGCCGCAGCCCAGUCCCAGUUCCCACAGCAGCACGCCUUCCUGGUGUGAAGAGCCAGUCCAGUCCAAUAUGGACAUCUCCACUGGGCACAUGAUCCUGGCCUAUAUGGAGGACCACCUCCGCAACCGGGACCGGUUGGCCAAGGAGUGGCAGGCUCUCUGCACCUACCAGGCUGAGCCCAGCAUCUGCUCCAUUGCCCAGAGUGAAGCCAAUCUAAAGAAGAACCGGAGUCCUGACUACGUGCCCUAUGACCAUGUGCGAAUCAAGCUAAAAGCAGAGAGCAACCCGUCCCGCAGUGACUUCAUCAAUGCCAGUCCAAUUAUUGAGCAUGACCCACGGAUGCCUGCAUACAUUGCGACACAGGGGCCGCUGUCCCACACCAUCGCAGACUUCUGGCAGAUGGUUUGGGAGCAUGGCUGCACUGUCAUUGUCAUGCUGAGCCCACUGGCCGAAGACAGCGUUAAGCAGUGUGACCGCUACUGGCCGGACGAAGGAUCCUCUCUCUACCACAUCUAUGAGGUGAACCUGGUGUCAGAGCACAUCUGGUGUGAGGAUUUCCUGGUGCGCAGCUUCUACCUGAAAAAUGUGCAGUCACAGGAGACCCGCACUUUGACGCAGUUCCACUUCCUCAGCUGGCCAGCUGAGGGCAUCCCCACCACCACCCGGCCGCUCCUUGACUUCCGCAGGAAGGUGAACAAGUGCUACCGGGGUCGCUCCUGCCCUAUUAUUGUGCACUGCAGUGAUGGCGCAGGCAGGACUGGGACAUACAUCCUUGUUGACAUGGUCCUGAACCGAAUGGCCAAAGGGGUGAAGGAGAUAGACAUAGCUGCUACGCUGGAGCACAUCCGAGACCAGCGGCCCGGCAUGGUGCAGACCAAGGACCAGUUUGAGUUUGCACUGACAGCCGUGGCUGAGGAAGUGAAUGCCAUCCUGAAGGCGCUGCCACAGUGA